AUGGAUUUGUCCCCCACUCACCAAGUAGAAUGCUUCACGAAGUUUUCGGAUACUUUGAAAGAAUUCAAAAUUGAACAAAACAAUGAACAAAAUACCUUUGACCCAUUCAACAUGAUAAGGGAGUUUCGUUCAACUGCUGGGCAAUUUGCACUAAAUUUGGCUGAUUCGACGGACCGAAAAAAAUUGAUAUCUUCCAAGGAUUGGGAAUUAGAAGCCAGAUUCUGGCAUUUAGUAGAAUUGUUACUAGUUUUCAGAAAUGCUGAUAUCGAUCUCGACGAGAUGUGCGUUCAACCCUAUAAUUCAAGGGCAUUAUUUGAGAAAAAGUUUAUGCAAGAGAAUAUACAACUUUAUCAAAUAUGGAUAGUGAUGGUUUGGCUCAAAGAAAAUACACAUGUGAAGGAAAGACCUCAAAAUAUACCAACUUCUAAAUGGUCAAAUAGCAUUAUUUCUGGAGGAUUGAAAAGCUGUGAUCUAGAUUAUCCUUUGCGUGAAAAUAAUAAUGUACUUGAUGUCAAAGACAAAGAGGAAGAUCAUCUUUUUUUCAAGUAUAUCUACGAACUUAUUUUGGCAGGUGCAGUUGAUGAGGCAUUAGAGGAGGCUAAAUUAGCUGACAACAUUACAAUUUGUAUGAUUCUAUGUGGUGUGCAAGAGUAUUUGAAUCCUAAUAUUGAUGUUCAGAUUGCAAGCGAAUUUGAUACGCAACAAGGCAUCAAGAAACACUCUUUGUGGAGAAGAACUGUCUAUAGUCUUUCGCAACAACCAAGCUUGGAUCCAUAUGAAAGGGCGAUAUAUAGCUACUUAAGCAGCGACAUUCCAAACGAAGAAGUUAUGCAAUACUCCGAUUGGGAAUCUGAUCUUCACUUAUAUUUAAAUCAAAUUUUAGGGAUUGAAAUUGAAAAUUACCUUUUGGAAAACAACAAAGUUGAUACUGAUGAGCUUAUUAUACCAUUACCUUCUCAUUCACUGACUGUUCAUGAAGUGCUUAAUAAGGUCGCCUCAAGGCAUCCCUCAGAAAGCGAACACCCAAUUAGAGCUUUAAUGGCAUCCGUCAUAUUGGAUUCCCUGCCCUCAAUUAUUCAUUCAUCGGUGGAAAUGCUACUCGAUGUUGUAAAGGGAACAGAAACUAGCAAUGACAUUAUAGAUAAGCCUUAUCUCCUGAGGAUAGUUACACAUUUAGCCAUUUUUCUAAACAUAAUUAAUCCCGGUUCCAUCGAAGAGGUUGACAAGUCAAAACUUAUUACCACAUAUAUCAGUCUCCUGAAAUUGCAUGGCCUUUAUGAAAAUAUUCCAAUAUACGCCGCUUUCCUCAGUGAAUCUGACUGUUUGGAAGCGUACUCCUUCAUAUUGUCUUCUUUGGAGGAUCCGCAGAUAAGGCAAAAGCAAAUCGAAAUAAUGAACUUUUUAAGACUGCCUGCAUCAAAUAUAUUGAGAAGAACUACGCAACGUGUUUUUGGAGAGACCGAGGGGGAAUAUUCACCCUUCAACGAAAUUUCCAUAUCAUUCGAUAUAAAUGACAUCGAUAUGCACUUGAUACAUGCUGUUGAAUGGCUUAUUGAGGGAAAACUGUAUGUGGACGCCGUUGACUCAAUAAUCGCCCUAUCAAGAAGGUUUUUGUUGAAUGGUCGUGUAAAGGCCCUCAAAAUAUUCAUUAAGAGAAAUGAUAUCGAAGAAAUAUGCAAGAAUUAUGAAUUAGAGAAAAUAGCGGACGAUAUCUCUGAAAAUGAAAAAGAAGAUCAAUUGCUAAAAGAAAUUAUACAAUACGAGCGCUUGGUUCGAGGCAUAGAAGAAUAUGAAGAAUGGCAAAAAUCUAUUAAUCUAUUGAACUCAGAAUCAAACAUUCCAACUUUGAUAGAGAAGCUCCAAGGGUUUUCAAAUGAUACAUUUGAAUUGAUUAAGACAUUUCUAGUGGAUUUAACUUCUUUGGACUUGAUCAAUUCAACAGAUUAUGAAAUUUUAUACGAAAUCAGAGCCCUCUAUACACCAUUUCUGAUAAUGGAAUUGCAUAAAAAGCUUGUGGAGGCCGCAAAGUUGCUGAAGAUCCCAAAGUUCAUUUCCGAGGCUCUGACGUUUACCUCGUUGGUUGCUAAUGAAAACGACAAGAUAUAUCUAUUAUUCCAAUCCAGCGGAAAAUUAAAAGAGUACUUGGACCUUGUCGCUCGUACGGUCACCCUUUUGAAAUGA
Saccharomyces kudriavzevii IFO 1802 is the source of this 2181-nucleotide messenger RNA. It is a transcript of the gene NUP84, whose product is annotated as Nup84p. Lineage: Eukaryota; Fungi; Ascomycota; Saccharomycetes; Saccharomycetales; Saccharomycetaceae. Gene Ontology annotation, biological process: post-transcriptional tethering of RNA polymerase II gene DNA at nuclear periphery; mRNA export from nucleus; protein import into nucleus. The record is from RefSeq and is a predicted model, not a curated record. Gene Ontology annotation, cellular component: nuclear pore outer ring; nuclear pore. Bases 1 to 2181 code for a protein of 726 amino acids. Gene Ontology annotation, molecular function: structural constituent of nuclear pore. The transcript has a single exon.